This is a messenger RNA of Zophobas morio, 1514 nucleotides long. Its product is annotated as conserved oligomeric Golgi complex subunit 4-like. The coding region runs from base 391 to 1494 and encodes 367 amino acids. The transcript has 17 exons. The record is from RefSeq and is a predicted model, not a curated record. NCBI's taxonomy places the organism in Eukaryota, Metazoa, Arthropoda, Insecta, Coleoptera, Tenebrionidae.
UUGUGCAAGCGUCUUUUUGAGGAUGUCAUUUCUUGUGAAAAAGAAAAGUCAACAUUCUUAGAAUCCGUUGAAUUUUCUGGGCGUUCUUUUUAUUUGCCACAAAAUCUUCUGGAAGAAUGUCUGAUUCAGCUGGAAAAAAUAUUACUGACGCUUUUUCGCGAAAGAAACCUUGAAACAUACACUCAACGUAUUAACGAAGAGACACUCAACUUAAGCCGUUCUGCUGAUAAGGAAAACUUUAUUGACCUUUUUUCAUUGGAUAUCAUAAUAACUGAACUUGCGAGUAUCAGUAAUGCAACCAGAAGGUUCCAGUUGCUGAUAGAGAAAAGAAUAAAUGAAGCUACUCUACUCCAAAAUGUUUCCGAUGCUUCGUGGCUUACUGGUGGAAAAAUGCUUAUUGGUUCGCUCUUGGAUGAGAUAAAUAAAAAAAUUCAAGAACUCAUGGGAAAAUAUGUCAUUCUUGACGCGUAUUACAUUCGACUAGCAGUUUAUAAAGCCAUGAAUUUACAGGGAACUCGGAAGGACAGUUCCAUUACUUUUAUGGUGGACGAUGUAUUUUAUGUUCUUCAAAAAUGCAUCAGGCGCGGUAUAUCUUCCUUGAAUACUGACUGUAUCUGCACUGUUAUCAAUCACGCAAACAAUAUACUUUUGACAGAAUAUACAGAAGCCCUCAAAAAAAAUCUCUCUGCAUCAAAUUGGACUGCCGUUUCACAACAUUUAUUGCAAGGCGAACUUAACAAUGUAUCGGGACGAGUGCAGUCCGAGAAUGCUCAGAAAAAAUAUAUUACGCACCUAAACGAUGUGGAAAGUAGCACAAGUUGUAUUAUAAUACUCCACAACGAAUCAUCAGAAAUAUUGCAAAAAAUGUACCUAUCGGAUCCUCCAAAAAGACUCAAAGUUCUCUCGUGUCUCGAAGCAUUUCUACAAACUGCAAAAUUCUUUGAUUCUCUCCUUUCCGAAACGCUUUUAAAGACAUGCUCAACAAUUUUUUAUAAGCUCGUGGACAAUAUGCUACAGGGAUUAUUAGACUUGAGAUAUGUCAUAUCUGAUGAAGAGCUCUUAAUGACGGAAGUGAAUGACCCGUUCAUGCAUGCUUUUUGCGACGGACUAAAGCAGGUCAUGCAGCCCUUCAAAAAAUACAUGACUGAUACAAAUUAUGCAAAGUUGUGCCGCAUUUUAAUGCCCUAUAUAGCUCGAUCCUACGAAAAAGUUGUCAUGCAAAUGAAGUUUAAUUACAAUGGAGCUCUUCGACUGGACAAGGAUGUUCAGUACCUUUUGUCCUUUCUUACUAACUUAACGGGGAUAAGCGUCCGGAACAAAUUCUAUCGAGUAUUGCAAAUCACGUGUCUGCUCACCUUUGAAAAGGCGGAAGAGGCCAAAGAGUUUCUCCUAAUCGAGUCCGACACAGAGAGAUGGCCCUUCACGAAUAAAGAAGCCCGAGAGAUACUCACCUUAAGGACAGAUUAUUCAGAGGAGAUUGAACAAUUAUUAUAAAAAUAAAAUAAAAAAAUAAA